AUGUUUGGUGAGGGUACCAAUAACAGCAGUGUUGGGUCCAAUGAUUCCCAUACCCGCAUGUUGGAUCACCAAGGAUUGAAGUGGCACGCCAACGAUAACUACUCGGUUGCCCAAAGCGCCAAUCUACGGGGAAGAGUCACUCAUGCAUUGAGUAAUGAUGCUUUAGCUCAAGCUCUGAUGGACUUUAGUUCUCCGACGGUAGGGCUUGAAAAUUUUGAAGAGUGGACGAUUGAUUUGAGGAAGCUGAAUAUGGGCGAGGCUUUUGCGCAAGGAUCUUUUGGGAAACUCUACCGAGGUACUUACAACGGGGAGGAUGUCGCUAUCAAAAUCUUGGAGAGGACUGAGAAUGAUAGGGCACAGGUUCAGUUGAUGGAACAACAAUUUCAGCAGGAGGUUAUGAUGCUUGCUACAUUGAAGCAUCCUAAUAUAGUUCGUUUCAUAGGUGCAUGCCGUAAACCUAUGGUCUGGUGCAUCGUUACUGAGUAUGCUAAGGGUGGAUCAGUUCGACAGUUCUUAAACCAACGUCAAAACCGAGCAGUUCCCCUUAAACAAGCUGUCAAACAAGCUUUGGAUGUUGCAAGAGGCAUGGCUUAUGUUCAUGGUCUAGGGUUGAUUCACAGGGACUUGAAAUCUGACAACCUAUUGAUUUUUGGUGACAAGUCAAUCAAAAUUGCUGACUUUGGAGUGGCUCGGAUUGAGGUGCACACUGAAGGAAUGACUCCCGAGACUGGAACAUACCGUUGGAUGGCUCCGGAGAUGAUCCAACAUAGGCCUUACACACAUAAAGUGGAUGUAUAUAGUUUUGGGAUUGUUCUCUGGGAGCUUAUCACUGGUAUGCUUCCAUUUCAGAACAUGACAGCAGUACAGGCAGCAUUUGCAGUUGUCAACAGAAAUGUCCGCCCAAUCUUGCCCGAUGAUUGUUUGCCUGUUCUCCGUGAAAUCAUGACAAGGUGCUGGGAUGCCAAUCCUGAUGUUAGGCCACCAUUUGCUGAAAUUGUAGCAAUGCUUGAAAGUGCCGAGAUUGAGGUCAUGACAACAGUCCGGAAGGCCAGGUUCAGGUGCUGCAUAUCCCAACCAAUGACGGCGGAGUGAUCC
Molecule: messenger RNA, 1095 nt
Organism: Medicago truncatula (barrel medic)
Lineage: Eukaryota; Viridiplantae; Streptophyta; Magnoliopsida; Fabales; Fabaceae
Product: serine/threonine-protein kinase STY13
Exons: 1
Coding region: 1-1092 (363 amino acids)
Biological process (GO): protein phosphorylation; signal transduction
Cellular component (GO): cytoplasm
Molecular function (GO): protein kinase activity; ATP binding
Source: RefSeq, a predicted model, not a curated record